Cydia pomonella (codling moth) is the source of this 3734-nucleotide messenger RNA. RefSeq lists its product as uncharacterized. The transcript is spliced from 2 exons. The record is from RefSeq and is a predicted model, not a curated record. Lineage: Eukaryota; Metazoa; Arthropoda; Insecta; Lepidoptera; Tortricidae. Gene Ontology annotation, molecular function: nucleic acid binding; zinc ion binding. Gene Ontology annotation, biological process: DNA integration. Bases 245 to 2938 code for a protein of 897 amino acids.
GCACAAUAUGAGACUCCGGGAGCCGACGAGGGCAAUUCGUCGGAAACCGAAUUUGAAGAGAGUUUGCAUCAUCUCUGCUUGAACGACUACAGUGCGGUAUAAGGAGCUAUUCAGCGGCGGGCUGGGGCGGUUUACGGGCGGCAAGGCGACUCUUCGCGUAAAGGAAGGCGCGGCACCGGUGUACUGUCGCGCGCGCCCUCUGCCGUAUGCGCUGCGCGAUCGGGUAGACCACGAGCUGGACGAGAUGCUGCGCAGCGGAGUCAUCGAGCCCGUCGACACAUCGGAGUGGGCCACGCCCCUUGUGCCGGUACGUAAAGCUGAUGGUGGAUUAAGGAUUUGUGCCGAUUACAAAAUAACCCUGAAUCCGAAUUUGCUGAUCGAUAGGUACCCGCUGCCAAAAAUUGAUGAUUUAUUAGUAAGGCUGAACGGGGCUCGCGUUUUCUCGAAAAUUGAUUUAACCCAAGCGUAUAAUCAGGUAGAAUUAGAUGAUUCGAAGGAAUAUACGGUUAUUAACACACAUAGGGGAUUGUUUAAGUACAAUAGGUUGGUCUACGGUCUAUCUUCUAGUCCUGGUAUUUUUCAGAGAAUUAUGUCUAAUUUACUAAAGGAUAUUCCACAGGUAGAAGUAUUUUUAGACGACAUUUUAAUAGGCACACCAGACGUGGCAUCGCAUUUAGUGACAUUAGACAAAGUUUUACGAAAAUUGCAUAGUCAUGGCAUGAAACUGAAAAAAAGUAAAUGUUUCUUUUUUACUGAAGAAGUUCAGUACUUAGGUUUUAUUAUUUCUAAAGACGGCAUUAAAGCCGACCCGGCCAAGAUUGAAGCAAUUGUUAAAAUUCCACGACCACAAAACGUAACAGAGUUAAAAUCAUUUUUAGGCAUCGUUAACUUUUAUGCCAGGUUUGUGGCAAGGUUGAGCACCAUAUUGUCGCCUUUAUAUGACUUGCUUCGGAAGGGCGUAGUGUGGAAAUGGGGUAAACAAUGUGAAAAGGCAUUUAAAACAAUUAAGCAGGUAUUAGUCAGCGCCGAAGUAUUGUUACAUUACGAUCAAAACAAACCCCUGAUUCUUACGACAGAUGCUAGUUCGCGCGGGAUUUCCGGCGUGUUGACCCAACCCUGCGUCGGCGCGGGGCCGGGCGCGGCGGCGGAGCGGCCGGUCGCCUAUGUCUCGCGCUCGCUUAACGACGCGGAGCGUAAUUAUUCGCAAAUUGAUAGAGAAGCGUUAGCGAUUGUGUUUAGUUUUGAAAAAUUGCAUCAAUUUCUAUAUGGUAGGCGUUUCGUGUUAAGGACUGAUCAUAAACCCCUUGUUAGUAUAUUUGGUCCGAAACAGGGUAUCCCUGCGAUGGUAGCGAGUAGAUUGCAGCGGUGGGCGAUUAAGCUGUCGGCAUAUACCUACGACAUAGAAUACGUGCGGACCGACGCGAACGGCGCCGACGGGUUAUCGCGCUUGCCGGUGCCAGUCAAAAAUGCGACGUCGCUUGAUGGCUCACCUCCAGAGCAAACUUAUUUACAUUUUGUGCAGAAUGAAAUGUUGUUAGACUAUCAUGAAAUCAAAACACAAACUCAACGAGAUCCAAUUUUAGGUCGGAUUCUAACUUAUUUACGAUCGAGUUGGCCAUCUCAAAUAGAAAUAGAUAACUUACGCCCUUAUCAUAACAGGAAAGGCGAACUUUAUGAGGAAUUAGGAUGUGUUAUGUGGGGCCAUCGCGUUGUGAUACCACAGAGCUGUAGGAAAAAAGUAUUGGCUUUAUUACAUGAAAGUCAUAUGGGGAUAGUGAAAACUAAAGCUUUUACAAGGAGUUACGUAUGGUGGCCCGGCGUCGAUGAGGCCGUGGAAGCUAUGUGUCGCGCGUGCACGGUGUGCGCGGCCGAGGCCGACGCGCCGCCCCGGCACAGGCCCGCGGCGUGGCCAUUCCCGGCAAGAGCGUGGUCCAGGGUCCACGCAGAUUUUUUAGGCCCUAUAGGUGGGGUAACUUAUCUCAUUUUGGUGGAUGCACGAUCAAAAUGGUUAGAGGUCUUCCCACGAUGUAGCACCUCCGCCGCUAAUACAAUUGAGAAACUGAGUGAGGCUUUCGCUCGCUGGGGUCUGCCAAGGCAAUUAGUAUCCGAUAACGGACCGCCGUUUACUAGUAGGGAGGUUGCGGCAUAUUUGACAACUAAUGGUAUAGAACAUUUGUUUUCAGCACCAUAUCAUCCGGCAUCGAACGGAGCAGCCGAGAAUGCUGUGCGCAUUAUCAAAAAGGUUAUUAAAAAAGCUGUUAGGCAAAAGCAAAAUAUAAAUAUUGCAAUCAAUACAUUUUUAUUACAUUAUCGUAACACCGAACACUGCACAACGGGUGAAAGUCCAGCGGCAUUAAUGUUAGGUAGGCAAAUACGUACCAAAUUAGAUGCUAUUAGACCGGAUUGUGAAAAAAAGGCGCGCGAGUCCCAAAAGAAGCAAAUGUCUAGUACUGCAGGUGUAAAACGUGUAUUUCAGCCAGGUGAACUCGUUUGGGCACGGCAAUACCAGGGCGACACGAAAUGGACACCCGGGCAGAUAUUACGGAGAGAGGGAACAACCGACUAUACAGUGUUAGAUAGCUUAGGCAGGGGGUCCCAUAGGCACGUCGAUCAGCUAAAGCGGCGUUCAGGUGUUUUAGUAUGUCCACCAGAUCCAUCAGCUUUACUCUUACCGCAGGGCAGGCCAGAGGAACAGGGGACCACGGCUAGAGAGGCGGCACCCACUCCAUGUACGCCAAGGCAAGCGAGGUCAUCGGCGACACCACCAGACACCCCGGCGCACAACGUCAAUGGAGGCGCGCGCCACAGUACACCGCCAACACCUACCGCUGGCCCCAGUAACGAUCCCCAAACGUCACCCUUGCCGCCACCGGAACCGCCUCAACCCCGCCAUGUUAGAGAGUGCCGGAUUUUAAAUCCACCGAGGUACAAAUUUUAGUUAGGUAAUUUUAGUUUUAUUUUAACGUUACCUCUGUAGGAACCUUUUACAUGCAAGAUAGUUAACUCACCAUUCGCAUACCUUACCUCGUUGCAAUAAGGUUUACAAAGGUUUAGCUGGUUGUGUUGAUAAUAAUAUACCUGUAUAAAUAGUAGUAAAUAGUUAUAACUUAGCCUGCGGGUACGUUGUUAACUAAGUAGCAUAAAAUAAAUGUUUUGUUUCUUUAUUAAAACUUUUUUGUUUGUUAUAUGUGAUUGGAUGAAUAUUGACCUAGAUUUCAUUUGUUUAAGUUAUACUACUGUUUAGAGUCAAUACCAAAAUUAAUUAAAAGUUACUUAAAUAAUAAGAAACAUGCCUAAUGUGAGUACAUGAAUCAAUUUUUUCAUCUAUAGGAAUGUUAACUCUCCUUCGCGGGUAAACCACUUUAAAUUAAAUGUUAUACUUACCCAUGUACGUUCCUAUACCUACGGCUCAUCAGCUGAUCUGCGUUCCGAUUUACGAUGACUUUGUUGAGUAACCGACAUAAAGUAAGAUAACUACAUAUUAUGUUGCAAUACUGUUGUUGAUGUGUAGGUAUAGGUACAUUUUUUUUUAUGUACUUAGUAUUAAGAAGAGAGUAGGAAAUAUUAAAUUAAUUUCUUUAAUGAUAAUUGUUUGCCGACUGAGAUUUAAACUGUUUUUCCAUUUUUUUAAGACUAUCCACGUUUAGUUUUUAAGAAGAGAGUAGUGAUAUGUAUAUAGGUAAUGAGUUGUGGACCUACCUGCCAGUCUCAUAAUAAAUAGCCUACUGAACAGA